Molecule: messenger RNA, 1581 nt
Organism: Mobula hypostoma (lesser devil ray)
Lineage: Eukaryota; Metazoa; Chordata; Chondrichthyes; Myliobatiformes; Myliobatidae
Product: torsin-4A-like
Exons: 4
Coding region: 346-1575 (409 amino acids)
Cellular component (GO): nuclear envelope; endoplasmic reticulum lumen
Molecular function (GO): ATP binding; ATP hydrolysis activity
Source: RefSeq, a predicted model, not a curated record
GGAAACUGGAGCGCCUGGAGGAAAGACGCAUGGUUACCGGGGGAGACUGCGUAAACUCCUUACAGACAGUGUCAGAAUUUAACCCGGAUCAAUGGUGCUGCAACAGUGUUAGGUUAACCGGUGCAGGAGUCAGCCUCGGGACGGGGCGCGGAGACGAUCUGUUGACUCUCAGGGCAGGAUCACCUGACUACAGCACAGGACUGUUCGAUUCUAACCUGCAGGAUUGGAAGCGGAACAGCAGAAACAAAGCGGGAGCAAUAUGUUGUGAGGACCCCACUCCGUGAGUCUGUCCAGGAGGUUACAAGGUCAGAGAAAGAGGUAACUUCCAGGCUUUGAAGGGAGCAGAUGCCAUUGCCAAUCAAGACACAAGAGACUGCAGAUGCUGGAAUCUGGACAACAAGCAAUCUGCUGGACGAAUUCAGUGGAUCAAACCACAUCUGUGCGGAGACAGGAAUUGAAACAUUAUCAGUUUCUUUGCCCCACAGCAAAAGGAGACAAUCAAAGAUGGAGGUGGAGAGAAGGCAUCGCCUGGGGCGCACCGUGGUGAAGCUACGGCUGGCCAGCCGCAUGGCACGAGGCAGGCGCCUUGGGAGGACGAAGGCUGGUGGCGAGCCGGUCCCCCUGCAGCGCCCGAGCAGGAGGAAGACUGCUGCCAGCAAGAGGCAGGCCCAGAAGCAGGGUGGUGAGGGCUGGCUGGGCCCGGAUACGGUGGUGAUGGGGCUGCUGUAUCUGCUGUGCGCGAUUGUGGCCGUGCAGAUGUACCACGGCGAGGACAUGGAGAAGAAUAUCCAGGCCUACGAUAUCGACCACCUCGAGAAGACACUACACAGGGAGCUGGUGGGACAGACACUGGCUAUCAACAAGCUGACCAAGCUGCUGAGGGGCUACCUGGCCACGUACUUCCAUUCCAAGCCGUUGGUCCUCUCCAUCAAUGGUCCCACCGGCGUCGGAAAGAGCUACCUGGGGAGGCUCAUCGCCAAACACUUCAGGUCCGCCCUCGGGUCCUGUGUGGUCAUUCAGCACUCCGCCAAGCACCACUCCCCGCUGGACCUGAUCUCCCGGGUCCCAGACACCUUCUCCCGAGCGCGGCAGGCCAGUCAGGUCCCGGUGCUGCUCCUUGACCAACUGGAGUACGCUGGCCCGCAGCUCCUGGACUUCCUCAGGCACCUGGUGGCCUCCCCCAGCCACACCAGUGCCGUCUACAUCCUCCUAACCAACGUCGGGAGCGAGCUGAUUGUCCAGUCCGCCCGCCACGGCUUUGGCCAGGGGGUGACGGGCCAGGUGCAGAGGCUCAGCGGGGAGCUGGCCAGGCUGACAGCCGGGGUGCACCCAAUUUGGAGGGAGGCCAAGUUCAUCCCCCUCUUCCCGCUGCACCAGCUGCAUGUGGUACAGUGCGCCCGGCAGGUGAUGGAGCGGGAGGGUUUCUACCCACAGGACCCCCGGGCGGAGGCCAUGGCCACCGGUCUGAGCUACUACAAAGCCAGGCAGCGCCUCUAUUCCAAGCAAGGCUGCAAGCCCGUGCUGCUGAGAGUCAGGAAAAUCAAGCGAGAUCAAUGGGAAAGGGGCUGGAUGUGAGGCAGC